CCCUCCGCGUCCCGGGGCAGGGCGAGCGCUCGGGAAAGUUCCCGCGGUCCCGCUUCGCGCGGAGCUCGGAGAUCGGUGCAUGGCGCCCGCUGCCUGUCCGCGGGUGCCCCGGAACGAGCGGACGCCGAACGGCGACGUGGCCGUCCCCGGGCGUGACCCAGGGCUCGGCGGACAGAUCUGACGGCUCAGAGGCCGAGGGACAGGAUGAGCUGGUUGCCUACAGAUGCCCCUCCCUGUCCCACGGAGCGGCCUGAGCCCAGUGUGAGGGGCAGAGAUGGCCGAGUGUGCAAGUGAAGUCCCUGUGUUGGCUGCCACAGACAGCUCUGUGUCUGAACCACCUGGCGGCCCCAACGUGUCUCUCAAUGGUUCGUGGGCCACCCCUACAGAGCCCAGUUCCCUAGAGGAUCUGGUGGCCACAGGUGCUAUUGGGGCGCUGCUAUCAGCCAUGGGCAUGGUGGGCGUGGUGGGCAACGCCUACACGCUGGUGCUUAUGUGCCGCUGGCUGCACAGCACUGCCUCCAUGUACAUCUACGUGGUCAACCUGGCGCUGGCCGACUUGCUCUACCUGCUCAGCAUCCCCUUCAUUAUGGCCACAUACAUCACUAAGAAGUGGCACUUUGGAGAUGUGGGCUGCCGAGUCCUCUUCAGCUUGGAUUUCCUGACCAUGCAUGCCAGCAUCUUCACGUUGACCGUCAUGAGCAGCGAGCGCUACGCAGCGGUGCUGAGGCCACUGGACAUGGUGCAGCGUUCCAAGGGCUACCGCAAGCUCCUGGUGCUGGGCACUUGGCUGCUGGCGCUACUGCUGACACUGCCUAUGAUACUGGCUGUCCAGCUGGUCCACCGGGGCCCCAAGAGCCUCUGCCUGCCGGCCUGGGGCCAGCACGCCCAUCGCGCAUACCUGACGCUGCUCUUUGGGACCAGCAUUGUGGGGCCUGGCCUGGCCAUUGGGCUGCUCUACGUGCGCCUGGCCCGGGCCUACUGGCAGUCGCAGCGGGCCUGCUUCAAGCAGACACGGCGGCUGCCCAACCCACGGGUGCUCUACCUUAUCCUCAGCAUCGUGCUGCUCUACUGGGCCUGCUUCUUGCCCUUCUGGCUGUGGCAGCUGCUGGCCCAGUACUGUGAGGCCCUGCCACUCACGCCCCAGACAGCGCGCAUCGUCAACUACCUGACCACCUGCCUCACUUAUGCCAACAGCUGCGUCAACCCCUUCCUCUACACACUGCUCACCAAAAACUACCGUGAGCACCUACGUGGCCACCUGCGAUCAGUGGGCAGCAGCAGCCCUGGGCCUGUAGGUGUCCACAGCUCCCGGCAGUGCCCAGUCCGCUUCCAGCGUGGCUCAGGCCACUCCCUGUCCUCCUGCAGCCAGCAGGCCACUGAGACCAUCACGCUGUCCCUGGUGGUCUCUGGGGGGCCUGUAUCAGAGGGCCCCCGGGCCCCAGUGUGAGCAUGGCACAGGCAGCUGGAGCCCAGAUAACUGGAGCCCUCCUGUGGCCCCUGCAGAGAGCCCCCCCCACUCCCCACUGCCAGGCCCUGCCCUUCAGUCCUCUUCCCGAAAGUUCCCUGUUAUACCUUCCCCAUAUUGCCUGUCUGUGCAGGCCUCCAGGAGACUGAGGCCUGACCCAGCCUCUGAAGGCUGCAGUGGGUCAGGCUCCCUAAGUGGUGAGUGGCCUGCUGGCCCCUCCAGUCCUGGGCCCUCCAGGCAGCCCCACUGCUCACAUCUCUAGCCCUGAGCCCUCUGGGUGACCCCACUGCUCGCAUUUCCAGCCCUGGGCCCUCCGGACAGCCCCAUUGCUCAUAUCUCCAGUGCGGAAACAGUAAAGUCUUAGCUCCCUGAGUCCUGCCUCAGCACCUGGGACACAGGUCUGACGGUGGAAGGAGGUAAGAGCCCACUGGUACCCCCCACCCCACCUCCAAAAAGCCCUGCAGCAUAUGGGGAGGCUAUCAGUCUGGCUGGGGAGGGCAUGCAUCUGCCUUUAGGGCCUUUGCUAGAGACUGGUCCUGCUGUCCCCACACAUGGGAGCCCCCCUUCUCAUUUGGAGGGGGUACCCCUGAGGCUGCAGGGUGGGCUGAGAAGUGGGUGGGAGGGACUGCCCAGCAAAGAGCAGAAAGCAAGAGCUCAAGGUCGCUGGCCUGACCUGCCAGGGCCCCACCAGCCGCAAUCCACAUGGAGCCAAGGUCUGAUCAGCAAUGAAAUCCAAGGCCCACAUCGCAGCACCCUUGUGUAGUCUCUGCCCUACCUACCCCAGCUGCCUCGAGGACAGACUGCUGCCCCUUCCUCCAACUUGUCCUCUGCCUCCCACCUGCUUCUCAGCACCCGUGGCCAGACCUGGGGAUACUCAUGGCAUGCUGGGGCUGCCCCAACCUGUGCCUGGUGGUGCCCACCUCCUGCAGCCCUGAAGGGGCUCCCAUUGUCAGGGGCUGGGACCCAAGAGCUACAGCUGGCACCUGCAGUGAGGUUAGGGCUACCACUGAGCACCUGUGAGCAGCUAUUCUGGGGCUUUUGAUUCGUGCAGGUUUCCCAGGGUUGAUGACACUGCUCUGGAUCUAGACGGCGCUGGCUGGUGGCAUCGUGAGUGAGUGGGUGCCACAGAACCUUGCAGUGGCACUUUUUGUCAUGAAAGUUUACCUGAAAAAAUGAAAAGAAACUGCAAUUUGAGGCCAGGUGCAGUGGCUCAUGCCAGCACUCUGGGAGGCUGAGGCAGAUGGAUUGCCUGAGCUCACAGGUUUGAGACCAGCCUGAGCAAGAGUAAGAUCCCAUCUUU
Nycticebus coucang (slow loris) is the source of this 2765-nucleotide messenger RNA. RefSeq names its product urotensin 2 receptor (gene UTS2R). The record is from RefSeq and is a predicted model, not a curated record. Bases 275 to 1447 code for a protein of 390 amino acids. NCBI's taxonomy places the organism in Eukaryota, Metazoa, Chordata, Mammalia, Primates, Lorisidae. Gene Ontology annotation, biological process: neuropeptide signaling pathway; blood vessel diameter maintenance; regulation of blood pressure. The transcript is spliced from 2 exons. Gene Ontology annotation, cellular component: membrane. Gene Ontology annotation, molecular function: urotensin II receptor activity.